ACGCAUAGUUUCACAGAAAACCUUCCACCAUGUUCCACAGCUCGCCAAGCUAGACAAGAGGACUUGCACCGCAAACAAAAAAAUAUCCUCGCUGUAAGUUAGUUCAGUGUAUCCCUGAUGUGAGUUGUGCUGCUUGGAGUAGGGAGCUCUUUGAACAGACUCAACAGUCGACGGACGCGAGAGCAGGCUUCGGAUCGUGGCGGGUAUGGAGGAGGAAAAACCUGGGACGGCCUUGUCGCCCUACGAUCGAACGGGUAGUCAUCGAAUGGAGACGGACUCCCCGCCAGUAUACAGCGAGCAUCCCUCGGCUCCCCCGAUGCCGGGAGCAGCUGGGUGGCGGCACGAUGGCGUAGUGUCUGGCGGUUCGGCAGCAGCCCAGCCUCCGCCAGUCUACACGUCGCUGGCCUCGCAAACGCCUGGUGCAGCGGGUCGCGCGGCCGUGCUCAUGCAGAGCGGCGAAUCAGCUGGUGGUAUGGCCGGCGACAGCAGCAAUGCAAGUCGCGACGACUACAGGUCGCUACUGCGUGCGUGCGCUGCGGAGUUCAUCGGAACACUCGUUCUUGCUUUGAUAUCCAUAACGGGAACGUGUGGUUUUGGCGCAUCAGAAACCCUGACUGGCAAUAACGCCCCAGUAAUAUUGGGUUUGAUUCUCGGCCUGACGUAUUUCCUGCUGAUUUGUAUGACCUCAUCGGCAAGUGGAGGACAUUUAAACCCAGCGAUGUCCCUUGGAGUGUGGCUGGCUGGAAGCAUGAACGUGCUAAGAUUUCGUCGAUUCAUACUCUACGCGUUCUGUCAGUUCGUGGGAGCAACGAUUGGAGCAGCUAUGGCUCUGGGCCUGAACAACAAGGAUCUUCUCUACGAGAUGCGCUACACCACCAGUGUGUUCAGUCGCCACUACCAGAAAGGCCAGGUGUUCGGCAUCGAGAUGUUUCUCGUGUUCGUCCUCGUGACCACCUUCCUGGUGAACAUGAUUGACGACAACGGCUUCAAGGACAUUGCCCCGCUGAGCGUCGGCAUGGUAGUUGCACUCGGCACCAUGGCAACCACGACAAUUGCAAGAGCAUACCUCAACCCAGCGCUAAGCUUUGGUGCAAGCAUCACCAGCCUCUACAGUAUUGACCACGAGAGUUGGGAACCCGGAGACCCAUCGUACUACGAUACCUACUGGAGGUACCAGUGGAUAUUUCACGUUGGCCCAUUUCUUGGAGGAGUGCUGGCAGCUGUAAACUAUCGGGUUCUGCUGAAAUCCAGGGGAGUGCGUCUACCACGCACCGAAUAACACUAGUGCUUUUCUUCUUUCUGGUACGGUGGACAUAGUUUCAUUCAGGAGUUGUAAAUUUAUAAUGCACAGUUUUGUCCUGGACGGCAAUGCAGCACACUUACGCUUGUGCUUACUUCUGUCCAUCGCUGAAGCGAUGAAUCCGAUGAUCGCGAACAGGCUAUGUUUAGACAUAGCAACAUGUGCUCGGGUUACACAAUUCAACAGCGGCCUGCAAGGCUGAUGGCAUGUACUGCAGACCAGCACCAGUACCCCCCUAGCUAGGCGGCCCCGGCGGAUAAUGCUCGAGAAUUUGACGGAUUCUGCUUUUCAGUAUGCUCGCAUUCUGCUCCAAGAUAGCACUGACAAUGCUUGAAUUCUGCUUCGGAAAAAUGGAAAUAGUGGUAUAGUUUACUAAUGUUGCAGAUUGAUAACAGCAUACAUGUGUUUUGCCACAUAAGUCAUGUUCUGCGAAAUAGAAAAAUACAACAGAAGUUCAGAAUUAUUAUUACUCAGCAUGCAAAGGCGCAGUAGUAGUUGCGAGGGCGUUGUGAAUUCUCACGAAAAUCCCAUAUAUUGCAAUAAUAUGCUAGUUUUCGCAAGAAUAUGCUGCAAAACUUGCCAGGUUGUGCUAGCGCAAUGCUAGUUUCCAGAAAGUGCUAGAUAUGCUAGACAUAAUGCUAGCAUUAUCCGCCGGGGCCUACCCCCAUCCACGUAUGCUGAGAACCUAGACACAUAGAAUCUGCUUGCUUGCUUGCUUCGUCUCAAAACUAAAAUAGCGUUCUCUAUCAAAUUUUGGGCAGACUCAUUAUUUUGGAGUUGUGGUGUUUUCCCCCCAAAACCCAUCAGAUGGGUUUUUUAUUCUAGUUCUGAUAUUUCUGUUACAAUAAACCCAUGAUAACCCACUGUG
This is a messenger RNA of Sycon ciliatum, 2168 nucleotides long. RefSeq names its product aquaporin-like. Gene Ontology annotation, cellular component: plasma membrane. Gene Ontology annotation, molecular function: water channel activity. Gene Ontology annotation, biological process: water transport; transmembrane transport. The transcript has 5 exons. NCBI's taxonomy places the organism in Eukaryota, Metazoa, Porifera, Calcarea, Leucosolenida, Sycettidae. The coding region runs from base 206 to 1279 and encodes 357 amino acids. The record is from RefSeq and is a predicted model, not a curated record.